Messenger RNA from Macrosteles quadrilineatus (aster leafhopper), 3821 nucleotides. RefSeq names its product cytoplasmic dynein 1 light intermediate chain 2 (gene Dlic). The record is from RefSeq and is a predicted model, not a curated record. Bases 26 to 1495 code for a protein of 489 amino acids. Lineage: Eukaryota; Metazoa; Arthropoda; Insecta; Hemiptera; Cicadellidae. Gene Ontology annotation, molecular function: dynein heavy chain binding. The transcript is spliced from 10 exons. Gene Ontology annotation, cellular component: cytoplasmic dynein complex; centrosome. Gene Ontology annotation, biological process: microtubule-based movement; microtubule cytoskeleton organization.
CUCGCAAAACGUCGCAUAUGUCAAAAUGGCGCCGGCUCUAGAGAACAGUGAUUCAGAUAGGAUUACAAUGAAAAAGAAGGAAGAAGUUGAAGACAAAGAAAAUCUUUGGACUUCAAUUUUGGCUGAGGUUCAAAAGAAAGGCAAUACCAAGCUACCUUCCUGCAAACAACUGUUAGUAUUGGGAGAUAAUGAGUCAGGUAAAACUACCUUGAUUGCGAAACUGCAAGGGGUUGAAGACCCCAAAAAAGGCUCUUCUUUGGAAUAUGCAUACAUUGAUGUGAGAGAUGAAUAUAGAGAAGAUCACACGAGGCUCAGUGUCUGGGUGUUAGACGGAGACGUAGCCCAUGCCCACCUCCUCAGGUUCGCUCUGUCCGAGGAAACAUUCCCCCACACGACGGUGGUGUUUCUGGUUGCCAUGACAACACCAUGGAGUCUGCUAGAUCAGCUGGAGAACUGGGCGAGUGUGCUACAAGACCACAUAGACAAGCUAAACAUCCCAGCGGACCAGAUGCAAGAGUAUCGGACCAAGUGUAUUCGGAGAUGGCAGGAAUAUGUUGAACAUGGAGAAGAUCUGGAAUUAGAUUCUCAGUUGCGGCGAACGUCAAGAAAUUUUGAUGAUGAAAAUGGCCAAAAUGAACUUCUUCCAUUGGGGGAGGGGGUUCUUACCAGAAAUCUAGGCUUAGAUGUUGUAGUCGUUGUAACAAAGACUGACUAUAUGACCACCUUAGAAAAAGAAAUGGACUAUAAAGAUGAACAUUUUGAUUUUAUGCAACAAUGGAUUAGAAAGUUCUGUCUACAGUAUGGCGCAGGUCUUUUCUAUACAUCAGCAAAAGAGGAUAAAAACUGUGAUCUGCUAUAUAAAUAUCUUACACAUCGUGUUUAUGGUUUCCCCUUUAGAACGCCGGCACUAGUUGUUGAGAAGGAUGCUGUUUUGAUACCUUCUGGAUGGGACAACAUGAAAAAAAUUAGUAUAUUAUACGAGAAUAUGCAAAGCGUUAAGCCAGACGAGUAUUACAGAAAUAUCAUAGCCCCGCCCGUUGUCAGAAAGGCAGUAACAAGAGAUCAGGAAGUACAAGCAGAGGAUGAGCAGAGUUUUCUAGCCAAACAGUUGGCGCUACUACAGCAGGGAGGGGCGCCAACCUCGAGAACGGAAUCUCCCCUGAGGACGCCAGCUGGAGUACAGAAGACUGGAGAGAGACGGGUACAGGGCUCACCAUCUGUUCAGGGCUCUCCCAAGAAGAUGGACUCAACAAAAGCAGGUCCAGCCGCUAGUGGGGAAGGCGUGCUGGCGAACUUUUUUAACUCAUUACUGCACAAAAAAACUGGAGCUGGUUCACAAAUGGUCAAGUCACCUAAUGACCUGUCAGUCAAUAACAGUCUAGUGAUAGACAAAGCCGUCGUCAGGUCCGAUGCAGCUGCAGAACUAGAUCGGUUAGCGAGGAAAAAACCUCCCACCACAAGCUCGAGUCAAGACCAAAACUCUUCAGAAUGUUAAACAGCCUUUCCACCCAUCUGUAUAGUCUCCUAUUUAUAUACCUGUGGGAAAAAUAUUCGUACGAAGAUCAACAUAUUUUUAUUAAAUUAAUGUUAAGACAUGUUAUUUGAUUAUAUAAUUUUAGCCGUUUUAAUUCGACCUGGUGUAAAUGUAACUCUCGUUAUCAAAACAGGGUCGUUUGUUUUUUCUAGUGAUGUGUCUAUACCAUUUUUCAAUGUCAAUACCGGUGUUUGUUCCUGACUGAAAUAUAUUCUCGGCUAUUGGUACCUAUCUAAAUCGUGUUCAUUCUUUGAAAGUAAGUUGCAAACUUUGUUAUUUAACAGGAGUUGUAAAAAAUAUUUUAAAAAUCAUUGUAUAGACCCUGAACCUAUUGACUUAAAUUAAAUUUCCAAAGACGCUCCCUUGAUUGCGUAUUAUGAGGUUAAUGUAGAAUGAAGUGAGAUGAUCUGUGUUGCUUUGUUACCGACUAAGACUAGCUGUCGCAAGGGACAACUUGGUCCUUGUCUUGUAUAAAUACAGUAUUUACAAGUGUGUUGAUAACCUUGUCAGUGAGUGUUGCAUGUUUCCUCUGGUGCCUCUCAGGCCAAGAUGAAUGUUUUAUUGUCAGUUUGAGUAGCUUCGUUAAUGGUUUACUCUUACAACACAAACACUCAACACACUACAUAUGCGUUGAAAAGUUUAACACAUUAGACAUAUACAGGAAAACAGUGCGAAUCCACUAGCAGGAACAGAUUGUGCUUCCAACAGGCCCGUGGUACCAAAAUACCGGUAUUGACAUUUUAACGGCAGUUUUCAGUAUAAGUCCUUUUCCCAAGAAGUGGUGGUACUGGAAAUGGUCUUGAGGUACAGACACAUCACUAGUUUUUUCAAACCAAACUUAAUGUUUUUCAGCUAUUUACGAAGUGUCUGUUUAAAACAGUGGAUUAUUUAGCAGUUAGCGAGAGUAUAAAUUGUGUUGAACCCUGACUGCUAUUGAGAAAGUGUGAUAUAACUAUAGUGUAAAAUAAAUUUUAUAUGGAUUUUCCUCAGAUGUGGAUGAAGCUUUGUGUUUUAGCCAAAAUUGUUGUUUUGUUAAGUGAUUUUUAGACCAUUCCUAGUCUGUUUUGUUGUGAGUGCCUAGAUAUUUUGUAAUCUACUAUAAACUGAUAGUAUUCAAUAAAUCACAGUAUAGCUAUGUAUCUUUGCUCAAAUUUCUUUUAAACACUUUUAUAGUGUCUUUGCAAUAUUUUUUUUGUUUUGCACUAACAACUUGUUAUUUCAAUUGUAAGUAUUUAACUUGUAUUAUUUUUCCCUUCAUAAGAAACUUUAUUUUCUGUUUUCCACUAAUAAUACUACCUAAAAGCGUUGCCUGCUGCUUUUGUAACACAGCUUGAAUAUAAACAUGGCUAGUUUUGUCUUAUCAGCUUAGAUACAUAGUUCACAGUAUAAUCUUCUACUUGAAAGUGCCAAUAAUUAAGUGUAAUUUAGUUUUAGAACAAAUUCAAAAUUGUAAUCUUUAAUUUGUCGAUUGAAUUACAACUGUGCCAGGUUAAGUUAAAUCUUUAUUUAAUUUGCACUUAAAGAAAGCUAAGGUGUCUUUUUAUCACUCUUUUGUAGUCAGAAUGUAAACAUAUUUAUUUUUUUUUUUAUUCUUAGUUAUCAAAUUAAACUAAAAAAAUUUGAAACUUAAGAUCAAUACUGGUCUGUUGGAUAUACUUUCAGUAUAUUUUUUAGAAGUGCAAUACCGAUUUAUUUUCUUAUUCCAGUAUAGUCCAAUUUAUACUUGGAAUUAAAGAAAUGUUAUUUUUUUUCUUGUUCUACGGAAUGAUGUAAUUUGUAUUAGAAGAAUUCGUGAGCUAUAUUCACUUAACUGGUUUUAGCUUCAGCCAAUUUUACGUGAAGUAAUUAUUUACAUUUGAAUUCAUUCAUAACAAAAUAUGUUACAAACUGUCCAAUGCAGUGUUAUUGUUUGUUUUAAAACAAUUUAAUUGCUGACCUUUGUUCCAUUGACAAAGGAAGAUUGGUUUGUUAACAUUAGUUUAAGGUUUUGCUUUUAUUUUUUAGCCAAAGCUAACUGUUUCUCCCUCUGCUUGUAUAUUUAUUGUCUGUUUUGUAACUAUUGUUGUAUAUAAUAAUGAAUAAUUUAUGUUGAACUGCUAUUGUAACUAUAUAUUUGUACAUAUUACAGCUGAUUGGUUUAUUGCACAUAAAACAGUUAUUGGGCCAAUACAGUUUUUGCUACUUAUCACAAUCAAAAAGAUAAUUGCAUUGGCCUUUGAACAUUUUGUAAGUUUAUUGAUUUUUUAUUUAUUUGUUUUUCAAAAUAAACUAAUGAUUUACUAGUCUA